Rotaria socialis is the source of this 456-nucleotide messenger RNA. NCBI's taxonomy places the organism in Eukaryota, Metazoa, Rotifera, Eurotatoria, Philodinida, Philodinidae. The record is from the annotation of a GenBank genome assembly.
AUGGCGACACAUGAUGCUUACGAAUUGAAAUUACUUUUCUCAUUGUUUGAUACCAAUCAUGAUGGUCGCAUAACACAAGAUGAAAUUAAACAACUCGUUGAAACAGUCUCAGGUCAGAUUUUGACAGAAGAACAACUUGCUGCAUUCAUGAAAAUAAUGGAUACGGAUACGAACGGUGAUAUUACUGUAGAUGAAUUUACAGUUAUGAUGAAUGAAUAUCUUCCAACUAGUACUCUUGGAUUACGCGAUUUAUUUAAUACAUUUGAUUUAAGUGCCGACGGUGUUGUCGAUAAACAAGAAUUUGAUCAAGUGAUGAAAGACAAAGGCAAGGAUUUAAAUCAAGAUCAAAUCAAUAUAUUCAGUAAUAAAUUUCAGCAAGAUGAAAAUUGCAAAGUUACUUAUGAAGAAUUUAUUGAUGGUGCUAUGGAAGUCUAUAAAAAUAUAAAAUUUAAUUGA